AUGCACGUACUACACGGCUUCAGCCAGCGACGCAAGUCGUCUCGCCGCCCUCGCGACCUUCACAUCCGAAAGGUCUCAUUCUCCGGCUCCUCUCUCUCUUCCGGCUGCUCCCUCUCCUCCUCAUCCUCCACCAUCUCCGACGUCUCGACACCUACGCCUACGCAAACACCCAUCGCCACAACCCGACCCGAGAUCGAUCCUCUUGCUUCACAUCCCGCCUUCCACGCCCCGCCUCGGUUGUACGAGAGGCCCUUUAUCUGCAUGGAUGAAGCCGAGCCUGUAUUUUAUGGUGGCAACGACGACGAGGAGCAGUACGUUGAGCAUGAGACUGCUCAACCUAUCGAGAUGGCCCUGCCUCCUCAUGUGAGCCCAAUGGAUGUGGCCGAUGAGCAGUGCAAGGAGCCCCAGGACUACUUCUUUACAACACUAUCUAAGCGACCACCGAUGCCCCGAUCACGGUGGUCCGAGUCGACCAUCCAGACCCUGGACCAAUUCGACAACUCUGACUCUGAGGACUCGGACGAGAUCACCCAGUCCGAGGAGUCUGAAGAUGAGGACGACGAUGCCUCAGUUCUUGAGAUGCGACGUCUUACCCGCCGUGCCUCGGCCCUCAAGACCAUCUCUCUCAACACCACCUACGCCCCUCGAACCGGCCCCGCUCCCAAGCGUCCUCCCAUGCGCUCCCUCGACUCUGUCGACAACUUUAUCCGUCGCGGAGGAUGGAAGCGUCGUGGCAUUGUCUUUCGACAAGAAGACAUGGAGAACCAACAGCGGAGCGAGGCGGACCGCGCAAGCUUCUAA
This is a messenger RNA of Fusarium keratoplasticum, 801 nucleotides long. RefSeq lists its product as uncharacterized. The transcript has a single exon. The record is from RefSeq and is a predicted model, not a curated record. Lineage: Eukaryota; Fungi; Ascomycota; Sordariomycetes; Hypocreales; Nectriaceae. The coding region runs from base 1 to 801 and encodes 266 amino acids.